AUGAGGUUCCGUGCUAACAAUAUUGCAGUCUGUAGUGAUAUUGAGAAAGCAUUCCUUAACGUGAGACUGCAUCCCGAUGAACGGAAAUUUACCAAAUUUCUGUGGCUGACAGACGUGAACAAUAUCGACAGUCCACUCAAAGUGUAUCAAUUUAAAUCUGUGCUGUUUGGUGCUGUGUGCUCACCUUUUAUCCUGAAUGCUGUGAUCAAAACUCAUUUGGAUAAUAACUGUGAUAUUAAUACUGCCAAUCAAAUGAAAGACAACAUCUAUGUCGAUAAUGUCAUUGAUGGAGUCUAUUCGGAAGCAGAUACUGUUAAAUACUACAGUGAAUCUACGAGCCUCAUGAAUUCUUGUGGAUUUAAUUUACGUGCUUGGUCAUCGAAUUCUCCUGAUUUGUGUGAACUUGCUACCCGAGAUAACAAAUAUGAGCCCGCCGACGAAGUUUCUGUGCUUG
Saccoglossus kowalevskii is the source of this 454-nucleotide messenger RNA. RefSeq lists its product as uncharacterized. NCBI's taxonomy places the organism in Eukaryota, Metazoa, Hemichordata, Enteropneusta, Harrimaniidae. The record is from RefSeq and is a predicted model, not a curated record.